Atta colombica is the source of this 816-nucleotide messenger RNA. RefSeq names its product C-Myc-binding protein. The transcript has 3 exons. Gene Ontology annotation, cellular component: nucleus. Gene Ontology annotation, molecular function: transcription coactivator activity. The record is from RefSeq and is a predicted model, not a curated record. The coding region runs from base 167 to 442 and encodes 91 amino acids. Gene Ontology annotation, biological process: regulation of DNA-templated transcription. NCBI's taxonomy places the organism in Eukaryota, Metazoa, Arthropoda, Insecta, Hymenoptera, Formicidae.
CUAGCCGACUUUCGCCAUAUUAUGUUUAUGGCAUGAUAAGAGACAGGCGCUAAUUUGACUUUGACCGUUUUAUCUCAGCUUUCAUUCGCUGUUAGUAAGUUAUAUCUCUUGGAUUGCGUUUUUCAAGAGAAUCUCGAGCGAGAAAGCCGUUUGGAAAUUCGUUAUAAUGUCUGUCACUGCCAAACGAGAGGAAUUUCGCAAGUAUCUGGAGAGAGCUGGUGUCAUGGAUGCCCUCACAAAAAUACUUGUCUCACUCUAUGAAGAGACUGAAAAGCCAGCUGAUGCCUUAGAAUAUAUACGUAAGAAUCUUGGCGGUAUCAUGGACAGUACUUCAGAAAUUGAUAUCUUGAAAAAAGAAUUAGAGGAGGCCAAAGCUAAAAUCAUCGAACUACAAUCAAAAUUAGCAAAGUAUGAACAAAAGGAUGAAGUACAGGCCGAGUAGGAGUAACCGUUAUGAAUAACAUAUCUUCGACCAGAGUUCAUGCUAGUCUUUUUUUUUGGACAAUGACUUUUCUAAAGUCAGUCUAUGUGCCUUAUAUUUACUAUAAUAAAUAUGACGUUACUAUAAUAAUAAAUUGACAUUUAUUAAAGUUAGAAUAUAAGAUAAAUUACUGAACUUGUGUAAACAUUCCAUUACACAUAUAUUCAUUCAUGUUUUUUAAUUAAGAAAAUCGCAAUAUAGCUGUUAGCUUUCAUAUUAUUUCUCUUCUAAGGACAAAUUACAUGUAAAGUAAUUGACAUAUGUACUUAUUAAUGUGGAGCGUCGUUUGUACAGAAUAGAUCUCAGAAUCCAAAUAAAUAUUUCUUUUACGUUUA